GCCCGUGGUGCUCUGCGACACCCGCGCUCCGGGCGCGGCCCUGCCAGGCAGCGGGGCCGCCCAGCGCCGGGCCCCGCGUCCGCCCCCGCCCCAGCCCCCGCCCCAGCGCCGGGCCCCGCGUCCGCCCCCGCCCCAGCCUCCCUCGGCAGCGGGCGGGGCCUCUCCGGGCUGCCCGGGGAGGGCGGUGUUUCCUGCCCAGGCCUGCGAGAGGCGGGUCCGGCGCUGAGGAGAACCGGGUGCUCUUCCCGGAAGAGGCCGGAAGGAAACUGGAGCCGUGCUUUCCUCCCGGGCGGCUUUGACCCCGGCGGCUCUCGGUUCUCCUUUCCUGGCGCUGGGUCGCUGAGUUCAGGGCCGGGCAGAGGCUGUGGCCGGUUCUGCCUCAGAACGGCGGGGAGAAGCCGCCUGAGGCUCCAGAAAGAUGCAGUUCCUUGGCCGGCUGGUGAAUACCUUCAACAGCGUCACCCAAAUGUUCACAAACCCUUACCGGGUGAAGGAGGUGCUGACUGCAGAGUAUUCCACUCAGACAUGCCUGAGGGAGGAAGGCAGGGUGGCCUUGUAUAAGAGCAGUCUCACUCGCUCCUGGGAUUGCCUGCUGGUGAAUCCCCAGAGCCCACACGUCGCCUUCCGGCUCUUCCAGCUUGACAACGAGGCAGAUGCCCUGGUGUGGUUUGAGCGGUACGCCAGGCACCUGCGCCCCUUCUACGAGAGCUCAGCCCAGCCCUUGUCGCUGGAGGACCUGCAGCAGCUCACCGACUGCAUCCGCAGCCACCCCGGCUGGUCCUCGGCGCACUUCGCGGUGGAGAUCGGCCGUCGUGAGACCUUCCGGCACAACCACGUCCUGAGCUGCGUGAACAGCACGGACAGCGAGGACGGCUGCACCCCGCUGCACCUGGCGUGCCGCAGGGGAGACGUGGAGUGCCUGCUGGAGCUGCUGGAGUGCCAGGCCCGGGUGGACAUCACCGACAGGAACGGGGAGACCGUGUUCCACUACGCUGUGCGAGGGAACAGCCCCCAGGUCAUCGAGCUCCUGGGCAGAACCCCAACUUCUGGCUUGGACCACCUGAACCAUGAAGGGCUGACAGCUCUGCACCUUGCUUGUAAGCUGGGCAAGGAGGACAUGGUUCGGUCUCUGCUGAAAUGCCGGGCCACCUGCAGCGCUGUGGGCACGCUGGGCUACCCCAUCCACACAGCACUGAAGUUCUCCCAGAAGGGGUGUGCCCAGGCCAUCCUCGAGGUGGAUUCCAGCCAGGUUCUCUCCAGAGACCCGCGCUAUGACGCCACUCCGCUGCACUGGGCGAAGAAGGCAGAGAUGACGCGGCUGCUGCUGGAGUACGGCUCCGAGGUGAACUCGACCAGCCGCACGGCUGACAUGGCCCUGCACAUCGCGGUCAAGAGGGGGCGCUUCGACUGCGCCAUGGUCCUGCUGACACACGGGGCCCACACCAACGCCAGAGGUCAGGAUGGCAACACGCCCCUGCACCUGGCCAUGAAGCAUGACGACCUGGAUAUGAUCAAAGCAAUUGUUGUGUUCGGAGGAGAUGUCGAGAUCCCAAAUGAUUUUGGGGAGACACCGGGGCUGUUGGCAGCCAGGAGCAGCAAAGGUGCGAACCGGAAAGUGCUCUUAGAACUGCUGCAAACUGUAGGGACCGAGCGCUGCCACCCACCCAACCCUGACUCCCCAAGCCUGGCACCAUCUGCCGCCUCCUCCUUUUUGGAAGGCCAACCUUCCUCACGGAGCAGCUUCAACAGCUUAGGGUACAAGGACCUUUUGUAUGUUUCUGCAACACUUGGACAGUUCUUGAAGGCACCAGAUGUUGUGGACUUACCUGGUGAAGGCAGAAGAAAUCAUGAUCGCCUCCUGUGCCUAGAUGGAGGAGGCAUCCGGGGCCUUGUGCUCAUCCAGCUCCUCCUGGCAAUCGAAAAGGCUGCGGGACGUCCCAUUCGUGAGAUUUUUGACUGGAUCGCAGGGACCAGCACCGGGGGGAUCUUGGCCUUGGCUAUUGUACAUGGGAAGUCCAUGGACUACAUGCGCUGCCUGUACUUCCGCAUGAAGGACAUGGUGUUCCGGGGGUCUCGGCCCUACGAGUCGGAGCCCCUGGAUGAGUUCUUGAAGAAGGAAUUUGGGGAAAACACCAAAAUGACAGAUGUCCAAAAGCCCAAGGUUAUGGUGACAGGGACGCUGUGUGACCGGCAGCCAGCUGAGCUCCAUCUUUUCCGAAAUUACUCCGUACCAGAGACAAAAACCUCCACUGUAUACAAGACGACUGCAUCUUUCAAACCACUCACUCAGCCAGAAGGAAGGUUGCUGCAGGAGGCUGUGUGCUUUCCCCCCCCUCCAGAGCAGCUGGUGUGGCGCGCUGCCCGCUGCAGCGGGGCGGCUCCCACUUAUUUCCGGCCGAUAGGACGCUUUCUGGAUGGUGGGCUGCUGGCCAACAACCCGACCCUUGAUGCCAUGGCAGAGAUCCACGAAUACAACAAGACACUGGUCAAGAAGGGUCAGAAGGAAAAAGUAAGAAAAUUGGGGUUGGUGGUCUCCCUGGGGACGGGGAAGCCUCCGCAGGUCCCGGUGAGCUCCGUGGAUGUUUUCCGCCCCUCCAACCCUUGGGAGCUGGCGAAGACCGUCUUCGGGGCCAGGGAGCUUGGCAAGAUGGUGGUGGAUUGUUGCACUGACGCAGAUGGCCCAGCUGUGGAUCGUGCCAGGGCCUGGUGCGAGAUGACGGAUGUCCCAUAUUUCCGGCUGAGCCCUCAGCUGCACACGGAGGUGAUGUUGGAUGAGGUGAAUGACACCGUGCUGGUGAAUGCUCUCUGGGACACCCAGCUUUACAUCUACCAGCAUCGGGAGCAGUUUGAGCAGCUGGUGCAACAUCUGUGCCGAUGACUGACCUGGAGGUUCUUCUUCAGCAUCCCCAUGGCAAGGAGCAGCAGACACUGAAAUGGCUCAUAUUUGCCCUUGAACCAAGAUGCUGAGGUGGGGGAGGGACUGCUACUACUAAUAACAAGGAACUAAUGUUAUUUAGUAGAAAAUAAGUGCACAUAAACGUGUAUUCCAGGACACACCCGUGUAUUCCCAGACAGCUGGGAAAUACUGACAGUUACCUUUGUACUGUGGCCGUGACUGCUGCUGUGCUUGGUUUUCCUGCCCUGCUCUGUGAUCAUACAGCCUGUCCCACAAGCCAGAGAGCCCCCACCACCCACCUUGAGCUGUAGCAGCUGGAAUCUGUCUCCUGUCUGUACAGGUGACAAAGCACUGUGCACCUUCCCAUAUCACAGAACAGGCCAAGGCUAGAUAAAGCUUCAGUGAUUACUUGCCCCACUGGGGCCAAGUUGUUUUGGAAUGUGUAGUAUGGAGAAAAGGGAUUAUUCAUCCUUUAACACGCCUGGUUUGAAGAGGAGUAGAAACACUAAUAGGUACACUCAGUAGAUAACGACACAGAAUGUUGCCACUGGCCCUGGGAGAGGGGCGAAGCUUUCCUGAGCCAAUUGACUUGGUAGCACCUUCCCAUUUCCCUUACUGUACCUGACUGUGCUCAAGGUGGGAGCUCAAGACUGAGAUGUGAGAGCCUGUCUUUACUUGCAGGAGGCUCAAGAUGAGGGGCCAGCCUUGGCUUGGUAGGAGAGAGUGGUUUUUAUUCUUAAUGUGAAAUUGAAAUGCUUGGAGAUCAUUUACCAUCGAAGAAACUGACCCUGUGACAAUUUAGAUUUACUUUUUUGCUGCUUGAAAUUCCAUUAUGAAUGCUACACUAGUCAGUGUUUCUGCAGUAAAUUUUUGUGUUUAUAAAUAAUUUAUGUAUCUAUUUGGAGGUGUUAUGAGGUGUUACCUGAAAAACUGAAUUCUUAAUUGUUUGCUUUUGACUGGAGAGACUGCUGUUGUGAACAGUGCUUCUAUGCAAAACUAACAUGACGUGAAAUAAAGAGAGGUUUGCAUUUGGUUCCACUGUCA
Apus apus (common swift) is the source of this 3940-nucleotide messenger RNA. RefSeq names its product phospholipase A2 group VI (gene PLA2G6). NCBI's taxonomy places the organism in Eukaryota, Metazoa, Chordata, Aves, Apodiformes, Apodidae. Gene Ontology annotation, molecular function: protein binding. The record is from RefSeq and is a predicted model, not a curated record. The transcript is spliced from 16 exons. The coding region runs from base 419 to 2878 and encodes 819 amino acids. Gene Ontology annotation, biological process: cardiolipin acyl-chain remodeling; positive regulation of ceramide biosynthetic process. Gene Ontology annotation, cellular component: mitochondrion.